Phyllotreta striolata is the source of this 264-nucleotide messenger RNA. The record is from the annotation of a GenBank genome assembly. NCBI's taxonomy places the organism in Eukaryota, Metazoa, Arthropoda, Insecta, Coleoptera, Chrysomelidae.
AUGUCGGAGAGCGCCUACAAUUCCCCGUUGCUGGCCCGAAGACUGACCGACUCCUGCUGCAGCUCGCCGGCCCGCAGCGUCCGCAGCCACCACGUCGACGAUCUCACCGAUUCCGACGGCGAGGGCGCCGAGCCGCUGUUCACCGAGGUGCCCGGCGCCCCCGAGCAGACCGUCAUCUCCGGCUGGCUCAAGUUCCGCGACAACAAAAAGAGAGUUUGUGCUCGGUACAACUACAACAAAACUCCCGAGGAACUCCGCAUCUAG